Molecule: messenger RNA, 957 nt
Organism: Lepus europaeus (European hare)
Lineage: Eukaryota; Metazoa; Chordata; Mammalia; Lagomorpha; Leporidae
Product: olfactory receptor 226-like
Exons: 1
Coding region: 1-957 (318 amino acids)
Biological process (GO): G protein-coupled receptor signaling pathway
Cellular component (GO): membrane
Molecular function (GO): olfactory receptor activity; G protein-coupled receptor activity
Source: RefSeq, a predicted model, not a curated record
AUGUCCCCACGGGGCAACCGCUCAGAGGUGGCCGAGUUCAUCCUGGUCGGCUUCCCAGGCUCCCUGGGGCUCCACGUGUGCCUGCUGGUGCUGUUCCUGCUGGCCUACAUGCUGACCGUCAUGGAGAACCUGGCCAUUGUCGUGGUGGUGCGUGCCAGCCCGGCACUGCACAAGCCCAUGUACCUCUUCCUCAGCAACCUGUCCUUCCUGGAGGUGUGGUAUGUCUCCGUCACCGUGCCCAAGAUGCUGCUCAGCCUGGUGGCGCCCCGGUUCCGGCACAUCUCCUUCGCAGGCUGCAUGGCGCAGCUGUACUUCUUCCUGGCGCUGGCCUGCACCGAGUGCACACUGCUGGGCGUCAUGGCCUAUGACCGCUACGUGGCCAUCUGCCACCCCCUGCGCUACACCAGCAUCAUGAGUCCCAGCCUCUGCAGCCUCCUGGCCGCUGGUUCCUGGCUCUCUGGCUUCACCAUCUCCCUGGGGAAGGUGUUCUUCAUCGCUCGCCUGGGCUACUGUGGCCCCAACGUCAUGAACCACUUCUUCUGUGACGUGUCCCCGCUGCUGAACCUCGCCUGCUCCGACAUGUCCGUGGCGGAGCUCAUGGACUUCCUUCUGGCGCUGCUCAUCCUGCUGGGGCCGCUGCUGCUGACCGUGGCCUCCUACACGGCCAUCCUCGGCGCAGUGCUGCGCAUCCCGUCCACCGCCGGCCGGCACAAGGCCUUCUCCACCUGUGCCUCGCACCUGGCAGUGGCCGUCAUCUUCUACUCGGCCUCCCUCUUCAUCUACGCGCGGCCGCGAGCCAUCUACUCCUUCGACUACAACAAGCUGGUGUCCGUGGUGUACACGGUGCUCACGCCCCUGCUGAACCCCAUCAUCUACUGCCUGCGGAACCAGGAGGUGAAGCAGGCACUACGCAAGGUGAUGCAGAGGGCGGUCCAGGCCCUGGGUGUCCCCUCUUAG